ACUGAAGGCGCCUCAAUGGGCGGAUGGAGGCCGCGCAGGCACGCGCACGGCGUCGCGGGAACGAGCCCGCACCCUCAUGACGUCGACGAAAGCAAGAUGGCACCGAGCGGCGCAUGGCGGGGACCCUCUGGCGCUGGUGAUGACAGUGGAUCCCGGGGACCCUGUGAUGGUGAUGACGGUUCACUGCCCGGCAACCGUGCCAAGGGCGCGAGUCGCGCAGACAAGACCACGAUUUCAAAAAAGAAGUUCCAGAGGAACCCCAAUCAUUUCAAGAAACGUUGGGGCAGUGUGAAGGAAGGAAAAGGAUUUGCCUUCCAGCAGAAGGAAAAGAUUAAAUAUGAGUACAAGAAAUUACUGAGAAAAGAAAAGGGACAACAGCUUCCUCAAAAAGUCGAGUAUACAGACAAUUAUCCAGAUCACUUGCGUCAUCUCUAUCUGGCUGAAGAAGAGUUUCUCAAGAAACAAUCAAAGAAACCCAAACGUGAAGAAUCUGAAACAAAUCAAGUAGAUUCUCAAGAAGUGACAAUUAAAAAGAAAAAGAAACUGUCAUCGUAUCAAAAAACUAAAGAAGAAUAUGAGAAAAGACAAGCAGAAUAUAUACAGAAAAAAGAAGCGGCAGAAAAAAGACAAAAGGAUAAAGAAGAGGCACAGAGGAAAUACAAAGAACAAAAACUGGAGAGAUAUAAAAUGCUCUGCAAGAAAACAAGAACAGGCCAGCCAAACCUGAACCUGCAGAUGGAAUACUUGCUUAAAAAAAUCCAAGAUAAGACAUGAAAUAAAAUCGUCUAUUUCUGACUUUAACAUUGCCACCAUUUGUUCUCCUUUGGAUCUCAUUGGCUGUUUAAAAGAUUUUGAUGCAAUUGUCAUUCAAUCCCAAACAUGAGCAUUUGGUGAUAUUUCAUUCAGAUUGAUAUUUGAUACUAGUGACAAAAAUUUUUUAUUUGUAGGCAUGCAAAACUGGAAUGGUGAACACACAAACUCUGCUGGUAAAUUACAGUGAUUUUUUAAUGAUCAUCUUGAAUGAUAAGCGGGUGGCGUCAGCAGUCUGUCACGUCCCUUCUCUGUUUUUAUUAUUUUAAGUAUGUUUUAAAUGUGUGUUUCAAUGUUUCUAUUGGGGGGGGAGUCCGCGUCGCUCAAGCCGUAGGAGCGACGCGGACUCUUAACAUCACGGAGCUGCGAAGAAGUGCUCCGACCGCGGGGCCUGUGGACUUUUAACACCGUGAAGCCGCGGUCUCUGUUAAGAAGCAGCCGACUCGGGAACUCCAUGCCGCGGAGUGUUCCGAUCCGUCCCGAUGUCGGAGUUUCGAUCAUCCCGACGAGAGGGCCUGAACAUCGGACCGUCUAACGGCGAACUGCGGAGGGUUCAAAGGCCUCUGGGUGUUUAUGUUAAAUUUUAUUUUAUUUUGUAUUGUGUUCUUUUCACUUGAUAUGGCUGUAUGGUAACUCAAAUUUUGCUGUGCCUUAAUUGGUUAAGUGACAAUAAAUGCAAAAUUAAACUUUAAAAAAUGCAAAAUUAAUCUAGUCGCCAUGAAGUUUGAAAAAUGCAAAAUAUUGAGAUUUUGUUUGUAACUUUAAACUGUUCACUUGUAUCACUCUGGUUAAAUUUUAUGUUUCUAGACCUAUGAUGGCUUGUCAAUAUCUUUUCAUAUUGUGUACAUUAUGGAUUUUGUCAGCAAACAAGUGACCUGGUGACAUUUCUUACUUAACGGAUUAUAAAUGUAUUGGAGAAAAUAUCCACGAGCAUACCAACACCAAUUGUAUGUAAAAAUUAGAUGUCAUAGUAGUUCAUCUACAACAUGCAUCCUAAAUAGUGAAAGUAAAAAGUCGUAGGUGAAGUUAAUUCAUACGAUAACAAACAUUAGAUCAGUGGAAAAGGCCGAGACAUUUGCAGGCAGUCUUCAGCCAAUUUGAUUUAUUUCCCCAUAAUCUCAAGAAACAAUUGAAUACAGUGGAUUUAUGUUCAGUCUGCCUGCCAACAACCAACUCUUUGUCAUCGGCAAAUUAACCAAAUAGCAAGUAAAACUUAACAAUGAUCUCUUCACUAAUGCCUAAUUUGAGUUCUACCAAGAGUACAAUUUCAAAAUAGCAUCAUGGUCCAAAUGUAGAUAAGACUAUUAUGGGUCCAGGUUUUAUCCAUUCCUAUCAUACUUUUUUCAACAACAGCUAUGGCUAAAGUCUUAUUUAUCUACCUAUGCCCUUUGAAUUUAAAUCAUUUUAUAUUGAGAAUUAAAUGUUAUUCUAAUCUAAAAGUUGAAAUAAUUAUUUCUUAGGCCUGGGUUUAUUGUCACGUGUACCGAUGUACAAUGAAAAGCAUCGUUUUGCAUGCUAUCCAUUCAAGUGAGAUAAUGCUAUACAUAAAUGCAAUGAAGCCAAACUCAACUACAAUAGGUGGAGAGUAAGGUAAAGAUAAAGAAUGCAGAAUGUAGUUAUAAUAAUUUACCAAAUCUAUUGGUAUGCCCUUUUGACAGUUUGGACAAUAAAUAUCGUGAUUCCUGGCAUUUUGGAAGGAAAAAUGUCAGCUUAUAAAUUGAAGGAAAUGGAUCUUUAUCAUAGUGCCUUUCAUGUCCUGAACAUGUUCCAAAAAACUUCAAAAAGUGUUAAGUGGGGAAACAUGCUCAAAAGCUAAUUUAUGCAAAGUAAGACCACAAAAUUGCAACAAAAUUAAUAACCAGAUAAUCUGAUGUGAAACAAAGUGCUGUCGGAACUCAGUAGAUUAGGCAGUUCAGUGUGUAUUUGUACGUGACAAUUAAGCACCAUUGAUCAUCUGUGAAGGGCAUGGACAGUCAAUGCCUCGAAUUGGGACUCUUCCUUAGACUGGACAAGCACCGCCUUGGAUCAGGACCUCACCUCCAACCCAGAUUCCAACAAUGGCAGGUUUUUGUGUCUCCAAUCUAUGGAGGGAUAUGGGUUAAGUGAUGACUGAUGGCGAGGAGAACUAUUGUUCCUGAAAAUGUAUCAUGAUGUCUUUUACAUCCGCCAUAGAUUUCCAUGUGUUGUGCAUCACAGCAGAAAGGCAGCAAACCUGAGAGAAAUUCACAUUUAGUACUCAAAUAAAAUGUCAGCCUAGGUUAUGAAUUCAAGUCUUUGGAGCCAAACUUCAAUUCAUGCACACCUGAAUUUGGAAGCAAGCAUUCUGUUUUCACCUCAGCUGAUCAAAGCAUUUACAGACUGUUCCACAGAAACUGGAUUUCAUCUUUGUUGUUGCACUUAAACAAUCAUGCUUGUAGUGCUAGUACCAAAUUGAAAAGAAAAGUAAAUUGGUUUCAAAAAUGGAUAUGUUAAAUUAUGAUGUGCACAUGUCCAGAUAACAGUGCUCCAUUUUAUUGUGUAGUAGUCAGUGAAGAUUAUACCUUAAAAGGCACAUAGUAAAGUAAAAUAUCCUUUAUGGUCAUUCAGACCUUCCGGUCUGAACGAAAUAUCGUACCUUGCAGUCAUACAUAUAAUAAAA
Molecule: messenger RNA, 3448 nt
Organism: Amblyraja radiata (thorny skate)
Lineage: Eukaryota; Metazoa; Chordata; Chondrichthyes; Rajiformes; Rajidae
Product: thyroid transcription factor 1-associated protein 26
Exons: 4
Coding region: 16-774 (252 amino acids)
Cellular component (GO): nucleus
Source: RefSeq, a predicted model, not a curated record